AUGUCGUUAGUCGAUAUUAUUCUCAAAAAUUACAAUGCUAUAACUACAGUAAUAUCAGUUUGUAUAAAUUCUUAUUUUACGUAUAUUGUAAUAUUCAAAUCACAAAAUGCGAUUGGUUCUUAUCGUGAAAUAUUGGCUGCGACGGGUAUUUUUGAAAUAUUUUAUUCGCUUCUUAUUGUUAUAUCAAAUCAGCUUUUAUUUAUAACUCCAGAUGUAUUUUCAGUUUAUAUGCAGCCUGGUGCUAUUUUUGAUGUAGGUGAUCUUCGCAAAAAAACCGUGAUGAUUACUGUAUUUCAGAACACUUUCUUAACUUUACAUGUGAUGUCAAUAAAAGUUUCUUGUAUUGCAUUAACCUAUGGAAUGCUAGAAAUACACUUUAUUUAUCGAUAUAUUGCAAUAUGCCGGUUUGUUUUUGAAAAUUAUUUCGUAAACCAAUCAAACAGUUUUGCAGUCCUCAAUCUUUGAAAAAUCUAACAUCAACGAGCGGAAAAUUUAUGUUAUUUAUGUAUUUUCUCAUACACGGCUUGAUUCUUUAUUUGAUUUAUGUUGUUUUGUUAGAUUGUGAUUCUGAUACACGUUCGGAAUUCGAAGAUGCAUUUAGUUUGAAAACAAACUUAUCAAUUCAUGAUCGCGCAAUUAUUUGUAUGACAGUUACUAUUGGAUCAGAAAAAGCAAUAAUGAAUGGAUAUAUUGCUGAAAUAUUAUUGUAUAUAAUCUCAAUUUAUUCAGUAUUGAUUUAUUUGAUAUUCGGAUAUCUUGUUAGUUUUUGCUGUUAUUUAAAAAUCUUACUGUGAUUUCAGAUAAUAAGAGAAUUCAAAAACACGGAGAUGAGUAAAAAAACAAAAGAAAUGCAAGAAAGAUUAACUCUCUCCCUAAUUGUUCAAACAAUUAUACCAGUAUUUUCAAACUUUUUACCAACAAUUAUUUCGUGGUCUUGUCCUUUGUUUCAAUUGUCCCCACCAUUGUAAGUUCUCUGAAGUAUUGUGAAAUGAAAUUGAUGUUGUUUUUUCUAGAAUUUUCUGGAGAUUUUCUCAAAUAGCUGUGUCUUUAUUUCCAAUACUUGAUCCAAUUGCUGUUAUUGCAAUUCUUCCCGAAUAUCGAAGAGCAACAUUAUCUAUCUUAUUAUGCAAACCACCCAAGCAAUCAAAUGAUUUAUUUACUGUAGGUUGA
This is a messenger RNA of Caenorhabditis angaria, 1170 nucleotides long. Lineage: Eukaryota; Metazoa; Nematoda; Chromadorea; Rhabditida; Rhabditidae. The record is from the annotation of a GenBank genome assembly.